ACCAAUUCUGAUUCGGAUUUAGUACUACUUAUUUGGAUUGGGAUCGGUUCGAUUCUUCGAAUUCGAGUUUUUUGCCCAACCUUAAAUAGUGACAUAAAAAGCAAAUAGCAUCAUAUUUUUUUUAAAAUACACCCGCACAGGCGUGCGGGUCAAAAUCUAGUUUCAUUUAAAUCUCUAACUCGUUUAGACCCAUUUGAUUUUUCUAUGAUAAGAUUAAUCAUUUAGUUCAUAUAUAAGAAUGCAACAUCAAAUCUUAAUGAUUGAUUGCAUGUAAUUAAUUAAAUUAAUGUUUCAGAGUUGAAUAGUUAACAUUUUUUGCUAAAAAAAGAAUAGUUAACAUUAAGGCUUUUAGUUUUCAAUUUACGUAAAAAUGAAAAAAAAAUUGUUACAAACCAGAGAAUUCUCCAUUACAGCCUAUAUUAAACAUAACUAAACCAUUGAAAAUUUUAUACUAAUAAUUGAACUAUAUGUGGUAAUGAUCACGUCAUGUGUAAACAUGUUUGAAUAAUCUGUCUAUAUUCAUAAGGAUUUAUUUUUAGAGUAAUUAUAUAAUAGAUUAUGAGAAAUAAUAAAUGAGUUCAUUUAAAUUAUAAAAAAUAUGUAAAGUAUUUUUAUAGUUAGAGAAAUAUAAGGUAAGACCAAAAAAUAGUUAAGUCAAAUGAAAUGGUCUAACAAUCUUGUUUAAGUAGAUUUUUUAAUAAUAUUUCCCUUUUAAUAGUAAAGAUUUGAUGUGCAAUUUCAACUAAAUCUCCCGUCAAUAAAAUAUGUUUUCAAGUUCCAUAAAUAAGUUUAUGCUUUUAUUUGUUAUAACUGAUUUUCAAUAUAUUAUAAUGUAAAUAUCAUAUCACCCGUAACGAUGAAUUUCCGUAUUUGACAAUUGUUGAUCUACUAUCUUAUGCAAAAUCUAGAAAAUGAUUUAGUAUAUUACUAUAUUUUGAGCUAAUUAUUUGACUUAGAUAUUUUGAAUGAACAAAAUGACAUAAAAAUAUUUGGAUAUUUUAAAGUUGUUAAGUCGAAAAAUAGAAAAUUUAUUAAAAUGUUAUUUUUUACAUUUUAAUUAAUUAUAAUACAUAUUUAAGAUUCACCGAAUGUUAAUAUGUGAAAGUUUGAAAAUAUAUAUAACUAUUUUUCUACCUAAACCGAUAAUCCAUGAAGAGUAUAUAAUUUCGUAAAUGAUAAUAUUUUCGAAGCACCAAGUACAUGAUGCCAUUGUCAGAAUCAUCGCUUUUACCAUUUGAAGUCGUGUAGAUAUUUAUUUUGUAACACCAAGCUUCAAAGAAUUAUAAAUAUAGAUACAGUGAAGCAAUAAAUAUUUAUUUUGUGAGUCUGUUUUAUGUAGGUAUCUUUUGCUGAAUGAAAAAUUUGUAUCAGCAGAAAGAGAACGAAAGAAUAUACGUGUUAAAAAUGUACUUAUAAACUUUAGUUAUAUAUAAUAGAAAUAAUUAAUAAUGAGUAGGUAGAUUUUUCGACUCAUAAUGUAGAUGUAUAGUUAGAGAAAUAUAUAGCAAGCCCUUAAUAGUUAGAAAUAAUUAGAGAAAUAUAAAGUGAGACAAAAAAAAUAGCUAAGUCUAAUGAAAUAAUCCAACAACUUUUCAUAGGUAGUUUUUCCAAAACUCCUUUCCUUUUAAUAGUAUAGAUUGCCAAAAAAAAACACUAAAAUUAGAAUUUUACUUGUGCUUUAAUACACUACCAUUAGCCAAUUGUUAUUAAAUUUGUGCUGCUUAAUUGUAUUUUGGGUUAUUCUUAUUCCUCUUUCACAGUUCUUACUCUUGUCUUUUAUAAAUAAAUUUAUUGUUAGAUCCUUAAAAGGAUUUGGCUAUAGUGGUGCUUUGAUGAAGCUCCACUCCAACGGUGGCUUGCACCUUCCCCAUUCCCAUCACUACCAAAACCCCACGCUUCUCCCUUUUUUCUGGCAGUGGUAAAUUGCUUUUUUAGGUUUCGUUUUAUUGAACUUUUUUUUUUGCUAAACCGUUCUAUUGAACUUUAUUUAUGCUGUUUUUGUUGAGAAAUUAAGUGUUUUAAUCGAAUUUGAAUUUGAAUAUUUGCUUUGAAUUUAUAUAUUCAAAUUUUUUUAUAGCAGAACAACGAGGGUUGGGGAGGCUUUUAUAUUGGCCUUUCGGAGCUGCAUGGGAACGUUCACUGUAUAAUGGCGUAAACUUUGUUUGUCACACUACAAAUUGUAAAAUUUAUUUUUUUUAUUUUUUUGGUAAUCAAAAUUUAAUUUAUAUUUCUAAAAAUAAAAACGUUUCUAUACUUACAUCUCUAAAAAAAAUGCAAGUAUUAUAUAACGUAAAAAAUGUAUUUAAGGCUAUAGUAGAGGAAGUCACCUUGACCUUCCCAUGUUGAUAUCGGGAAAUAUCGGACGGUAUAUAUAACCAGUGAGUAACUUUUAUAACACUAGUUUUGAUUAACAAAUUCACCAUUGUAAAAUACUUUUCAGCAUUUCGUAAGAAGAAAUUGUCAACCCUUAUAACAAGACAAGCUAGAUAGCCAUCGACAAGAGGCAUGAUAUUAACCCUUCACAAUAAUAUUAAUAUAUAUAGAAAAAAGAUAUUAUAAAAAUCAAUCAAAUUGUAUUGAGUAAUAUGUGAAACAGACCUGACUUAUCAAUUUCUGACGAAAGAUAAACCCAAGCUAGACAUACACGUAGCGAACCCAUUGAUUAGGUCCAAAGAAAAUGAAGGCAACAAAAACAAAGAAUCUUGACGUAUGGACAAGUAAAUCAUUACUUUUGUUUGGCUUUUAUACACAAAAUAUGUUAAUUAAAUCGAUAAUUCUUGUGCGUAGAUAAACAAAUAAAGCAGAAACCAAAACAAAACAUUUCAAGAACAAAAAGCAUAAAACUAAGAAAGAAAGAAAGCCCUUUCUCAAAAAAAAAAAAAAAACUAAGAAAGAAAGAAAGGACACUUCAUUUUACAACAAAAUGAAGAGGCGAAUAAAGAAGAGUAAAGCAUUGAUUCUGAAAUACUAAUGUAGGAUCAUUCAUGAAAUAAGAUAUGUAAUAUUCCACAAACUAGAAACUAUUAAGAAAAAUAAGUUAGGGGAAAAGAAAGAAGAAGAAAAAGAGCUUUAACUUUUGGAAUCGGAAGAAGCCCAAACAUAAAGUCUUUAUUUUACCUUUUAACCCCUUCAAGAAUCAUGGAUUAAUUUCAGUGCCCUCUUACUUUGUCCAUAUCUCUCUACUCUGUUUCUUCGCCUUCUCUAGUCAGCUCUUCUCUCAUCUUCCUCUUUAUCAGGUAAAGAAUUAUGAUGAGCAUAUCCCUCAACCAUACCUCUCUUUACUCUUUUCAGUUUUACAACUUGUCUGAAGUUUGCAUGCGCAGACGGUUAUGUAGAUCAUAAGAAAGAGUGAAUGGAGCUGUGGACAGAAGCUAGAGCCCUAAAGGCAAGUCUGAGAGGUGAAGCUAUAAAGCAUCAGGUGACUGUGUCAUCUGAGGAAUUAAGCCGAACUUCUUCUGCUGAAGAUUUCUCCGUUGAGUGUUUUCUAGAUUUCUCAGAGGAAGGUCAAGAAGAAGAACUUGUCUCAGUUACUUCUUCACAAGAAGAACAAGAACAAGAUUGUUGUAUCUAUAGUUCACAACCUUGCAUGUUUGAUCAACUUCCUUCUUUGCCGGAUGAAUAUGUGGAAGAGCUUGAAUGGGUAUCUCGUGUUGUGGAUGAUUGUUCAUCACCAGAGGUCUCACUUCUCUUCACACAAACCCACAAAACCAAAGCAAGCUUCUCAUCUUCAGUUCCAGUUAAACCAAGAACCAAACGGUCUCGGAACAGCUUAACCGGUGACAGGGUUUGGCCACUCGUUUCAACAAAGCAACAUGCAACAGGAGAGCAGGGGAGGAAGAAGAAGCAAGAAACGGCUGUUGUGUUUCAAAGAAGAUGCUGCCAUUGUGGCACAAACAACACACCUCAGUGGAGAACCGGUCCGGUCGGUCCAAAAACCUUAUGUAAUGCAUGUGGAGUCCGGUUUAAGUCCGGUCGACUAUGUCCGGAAUACAGACCGGCGGCUAGCCCGACUUUCUCGAAUGAGAUCCACUCAAAUCUUCAUAGGAAGGUUAUGGAGCUGAGGAAGAGUAAAGUGUUGGUUGAAGAGACAGGUGAAGCUACUACUAAAUCAGACCAAGUCAAAUUUGCCAUUAACAUGGUAGAUAAGACUUAGGUAAAACUAAACCUACUUUUAACAUUAUCCUUAGUGUUUUAAUCUAGCAACUUGCUCCAUAACAUUGGAAGCUGUUUUGGAAUUAGUCUAUAAAAAAGGUUUCUUCUAGAUUAUGUAUUUUUUUAGUGAUGUGAGACCACCACCAUUACUACUUAGAAUGAUUUCGGUCCAUGUGAAGUGGUGUAGACUUUUUGAAGUAUUUGGUAAACUAUAAAGCUAAAACAA
Brassica rapa (field mustard) is the source of this 4378-nucleotide messenger RNA. RefSeq names its product GATA transcription factor 3. Gene Ontology annotation, biological process: cell differentiation; positive regulation of DNA-templated transcription. Gene Ontology annotation, molecular function: sequence-specific DNA binding; zinc ion binding. Gene Ontology annotation, cellular component: nucleus. Lineage: Eukaryota; Viridiplantae; Streptophyta; Magnoliopsida; Brassicales; Brassicaceae. The record is from RefSeq and is a predicted model, not a curated record.